Molecule: messenger RNA, 3844 nt
Organism: Klebsormidium nitens
Lineage: Eukaryota; Viridiplantae; Streptophyta; Klebsormidiophyceae; Klebsormidiales; Klebsormidiaceae
Source: the annotation of a GenBank genome assembly
CCUCAGCCUGAGCAAGGCAGGUACGGUAGGUACGCUGAGAGUCAGACCUGCUCAUGAGCUGGAGGUUUUGCGUUUGUUGGACCUUGAUCACCUGCUUCUGUCCAGCUUUUCCCCCUGUUUUACCAUCCUGCCUUAUCAUACCCUCAUUGUGUGCAUCGCUUUGGUAAGCGUCAUUCUAUCAGCUACUUCGACAUACGACCAUUUGUCCACGCAAUGCAGAUCACCAGUUAUGCAUGCGCACCGCGAUCCGGGGAGUUCCGCAGGGCAAUCCCAGAACGACCUUAAAAACCCCGGCGAUGAUGACGAUCUAUUUUCUGAGAGCUCAAAGUCUGAUUCCUUUCUAAGCCGACCGUUCAGGCGUGCGGGGCUUCAGAAGUCUCUGGAAACAGCGUGGCAGCUAUCAGGCCUGCUUCCAGUUUCAAUGUCUGGAAACAGGGAUCCAAAUGCAGCUGCUAAUGGGGGGGGCAUUCCUCGCCCAAGAAGCUCACUCUCUCAGACCCCGGAGGAGAUUGCGAGGGCUGCCGCCGCAGUCAGACCGCCACCGAGCAUUGUGGUCUCCGCAAAGCAACCUUCCAAGCUGAAGCGAAAGAUUGGGGGGUUUUGGGGACGGGGCAAAGGCACCGGGUCAUUAAGGAAGGGCACAUUCAACCCUGAGGAGCUGACCAGUCAGAAGCGCCAGUGGGCGAAGUUGCAAAAACAAGGCCUGGAAGCUCGGCACCGGGGGGAACCGACGCACUUGUUCGAGCACUUUGUGGUGGUUGGGCUCCCCCCCACCGCAAACGUGGCUGCGACGGAAGCCGCAUUCGCAGCCAAGAAAGCGGCAGAAAGGGCGGUCGAAAGGGCGGAAAAGCUGGGCGACGAGGAUGGGUACACAAUGUAUAAGGGCGCGGCCGGCACCAGCCUCCAGCCGGAGGUCCUGUUCAAGUACCCUCCUGGCAAGCGCUUGGCUCUCAAGGACCUCCCGGGUUUCUGCUUCCCAAACGGAGUGCAGGCGCGGGUGAUGGAGCGCACCCCUUCGAUGAGCGAACUAAAUGAGGUGAUCUACGGCCAGAGCUACCAGAAGAAGGACGACCAGUCCUUUGUCUUCCUGCUCAAGGUCGCAGACAACGUCACGCUGUAUGGGGUCUGCGUCCUGGUCCACGAAAUGGUGCAGCGGCCCCCGGGGGUGCUCGCAAUGUCGAUGGCGUUCAGUCCUGCGCCCCCGACCCCCCUCAGCAAGUACCUCGUCUCGGCGCCUCGCUGCUACUGCAUCCUGACACAAUACCCCUUCUUCGACCUCCACUUUGAGGUCUUGUACAACGUCUUGGCCCAGGAGCGCCUCGACCGCAUCACCGCGUGCGUCAGCGAAAUGGUCGUCGACGUCUCCUCCCCCAUGGUCAAAGUCAGCAGCCGCCAGCGCAUGGCGUCACCCCCUCGGGGGCCGAACUCCGAAGACGACCCCAACGAGUGGAUGGACAGCGCGAUCCCCGUUGACGAGGUUCUGGGAAACACGCUGACAAGCCAAGGGUUCAGGAUCGAGGAUCGGCCGAGAAGUCCCUCUCGAAGCUUGCCGGCGAGUCCUGUCCGGUCGCCGAAGGGGGAUGGACCUAGUGCGGGGGGCGGUUUCAAAGCGCCUCUGAGCGCAGAUAAAGAACAGGGGAAAACUGAGGGGGGCCGCUCCACUGCAGGGGGGGUUUCAGAAGGUACUGUUGUAGGCGAAAGCAAGGGGGGCGAAACGAGGGAGAGCGGAGAGCGGGAGUACCGAACUUCGAGGCUGGGGGACGAGCGGUUGAGUCGCGCAGAGGAGCACGGAAACGGUGCAGCGAUGGAGGCGAACCGUUCGGAAGAGAGCACAAGCGUUGCGGCGAGGGGGGAGGAUGAGGGGCUUCAAACGAUGCCGUCGUUGGUGGGAAUGGUGAGCGUGGACCUGAGCGAUGGAAUUCCGGUCGAGGACACCGGAAUUCCGGUCGGGCCAGGUGCGGACGGGAUAGAGGUGUUACGGCAGGGCCUUCAGGAAGGCGCAGAGGCCGCAGCUCCGUCGAUUCCGCCGACGGUUCCGGAAGAAAGACCACUGGAGGUGAACGGAAAGGAUGGGGAGAGCGGAGAACUAGACGGACGGGUUUCGUUGGCGAAUGAAAACGCUGACGAUCAGGAAGCUAGAGGAGCGGCCAAUGACGAGGAUGGGGUGGGGGGCAGCGAAGAAGCGAGCACUUCCGGAAGGGGGGGCGCCACCGAGCCUGGCCAAUACAAGACCAAGCGACCGCCCGCUAUAGCGGUCAGCGUUCCGGCCCCAAUCCCGCACCCGGAGCUUGGAACGGAACCGGACACGAUUGACAAAAACGGAAGCGCCGAAGCUGCAGAGAUAGGUGGGCACGUCUCGAAAGGCUUGUCGGAAGCACCAAACGGAAAGUCGGGGGAGGAACUCGACGGAGCGCACAUCCCAGACGCCCGAAUAGAGAGUGCGCCUUCGUUCGGGAGCGAGGCGUUUGCGUUGCAUCCGGAGGCGACGCCUUCGACCACGGCGUCAGCACGGCCGUCGGCGCAUCAUACCCGGAUGAACAGCGUGGAUUCUGCUUACAGUGUUGACGGAGCGUCCACGAACGUCAGCAUUGACGGCAGCACGGAGGCGGACGAAGAGUCCAGCCCCUUCAACGAGGACAGUGACUUUGGUGUGGCCGCCGCACUCGCCUGGGCCGAGGCAAAUGGGAACGACUCCCUCCGUAUUGUGUGCGACUAUCAUAAGCUGGAGGUGCCGCCCCGGGGCGGAUCAGUGGUGUUUCAGCUGUUGGAUCAUUUGCAGCCGCUCGCUUAUGAACGGCCGGCGGUGAUCCCAGCGAGUCUGACGGGGGGCCGGCAUAUCGAUCUGGCGCUGUGCAAGUCGAAAGUCGAGUUGAUCGAGGCUCAAGCGGCGCUAGCGUCCGGCGAGGAGGCCCUUGCCGUGUCCGUUUGGUCCGUAGCUACCCUAUGCCGGGCGCUGUCCCUCGAGAACGUGAUGUCGAUGCUCGUCAGCGCGCUGCUCGAGAAGCAGAUUGUGGUCAUCUGUCCGAACCUGGGCGUUCUAUCGGCCAUCGUAUUGUCCAUCGUCCCACUGCUGCGGCCCUUCAUGUGGCAGUGCCUCCUGUUGCCCGUGCUCCCCGCGGACCUCCUAGUCUUCCUCGAGGCCCCCGUCCCCUUCCUGAUUGGUUUGCAGCACAAGACGGCCGAGGUGCGGUCUAAGAUUGCGCCACUGAUCCGAGUCAAUGUAUAUAAAAACAAGGUAAAGAUGACCAGCACGGUCCCCCCCAUCCCGAAGGCCAAGCAGCUAGCAGCUGCCUUGGAACCCUUCCAUGCAAAGCUCGCCGCGACGGCGGGGGAGUCGAGGCGCCGCCCCGCAUUCAAGACCACUGAGGCUCAGGCCAAAGCCGUGGAAGGUUUUUUGGCCGUGUUGCGCGGGUAUUUGGAGUCGUUGUGCAGCGACCUGCGCGCGCACACGAUUACGGACGUGGGCGCGUCGGGCGACCGAGUGUCACUUCUCCUCAAGGACAGCUUCAUAGACUCGUUUUCGCACAAGGACCGGCCGUUCAUCAAGGUCUUUGUAGAAACACAGAUGUUUUCCAUGUACACCGACGGCGUGCUCUCCGCUCAAGAUAGAUAAGAGCGCUUGAAUACUGAGGAUUUAUUUGAACUAUAGCACAUACUGAAUGGACUAGCCGACUCUGGUUUCUUUGCGGCUGGUGCUUGCAACUCAGAGAACGUGGGAAACCAUUGACAUUGACGUUGGCUCCAAAUAGCAAACUAGACCUGGUGCAGAGCCGUGAAUGGUAUUGUUGUCAAUGGUAUUGCCGUCAAUCGUAUUGUUGUCAAUGUAAGACGUGAGGGUAUUGGC